UCUUUCGCGGCCAUAUUCGAAAACAUUCCCGCAUGGAAAAAUAUGACUGCGGCUUCAUUGAAAGUUUUGACUGCUCGUAGUUGAAAACUGAACUGCUAUUAUCAUAGAUCAACCAAGAUGGCACUCCCACCAGAAAAGAUUUCAGAGUUGAAACAAAUCAUUCAUUCGCAGCUAUCGCAGAUGGAUGUACAAAAUCGUAUCCGAGACAUAAUAUCUGAGUCAAUUCAAGAUGAGUAUCCAGGACGAAUGGAUCAGGUUGGGGAGGAGGAGUUGCUGCAAAAACUCAAACAGCGAGGACUAGUUGAUGACAUUCUCCAGAAGCUUCAGUUUGAUAGCAGUGGUGGUGCCAACAAUGGUCGUCCCGCUACACACUUUCAGGAUAAGGAUGACAAACUUACGCAGUUACCUUCUAAAAAAGCAAAUAUCGAUCCUACACGACGUUAUCUGUAUUUCCACAUUCGUGCUGGGAAGGCUUUCCUGGAGCAUAUUGAGGACACUGACCCUGUUCCCGGCCAGGUAACCUCCCACUUCACCUUCCACUUGUACUUCCGUGGGCAGAGAUUCCGUUCACGACCUGUACCAUGUGCCUGUGAGCCAAGCAUUGAUGAGGGAUUUCUUCUAGAGUUACAUAAAGAGUCAGCAGGAGAAGCAGCCAAGAUGGCCGACCCUUCAUCCAUGCUUUCUAUAUCUGACCCUGUCCACCUGGUGCUUAUUAAGACAGACAUGAUAGGGGAGACAAGUCUGGUUUCCUCGCACUUCUUUGAGUGGCGUCCAGUCCUGGCAGCAUCAGGGGGAAGACUAUCCAUGUCAUUAGAGCUGAAGGGCAUUGGAAGUGAGAGUAAAGUAGCUGCAGGGGUGCUGGAAAUUUUGGUGGAGCUGUUCCCAAAAGCUCAAAAAUCCAUUGGUCAGGAUAUACUAACAGCACAACUGACCAUGGAGAGGAAUCGGCAGGCAGAAAGGGAACGUCUCUUUCUUGUCUAUGCUAAGCAGUGGUGGAAAGAAUAUCUCCAGAUACGACCCGAACAUAGCGAUAGACUUGUCAAGAUCUUUGCUCAGGAUGAGAAUGCCACAAACCGACCUGUGUGCUCAUUUGUAAAGCCGUUAAGAGCCGGACGACUGCUUGACACGGCACGGCACGCAGCUCGCUUCGUCAGUCUCAUCCACCACGAGCGCAUACAAAUGCUUGGAGGAGGUUCCCGUACAGAGCAGUGGACCAACAUGCACGCCUUCAUGUGCAGGAACAAGGGGGACACAGAAGACCAUGCCACACUGCUGUGUAGUCUCCUUCUGGGAUUUGGACUGGAUGCGUAUGUAUGUGUGGGGACCAAGGCUAAGGGAGCUGUGGUAGCCUGGGUAAUGGCCAUUACAGUUGACGGCCAAAUCACAUUCUGGGAGAGUCUUAACGGACACAGAUACUUACAUGUACCCAUAGACCCCAAUGCCCCACCAUUAGACAAACAGCACCGCCCAAAGUACCCUUACAAGACUGUGGGUUGUGUGUUUAAUCACCAGUCAUUCUACGCCAACAGUCAGCCAAUGGACUCUGUUGAGGUGUGUAUAUUUGACCUGAAAAAUGAGUCAAGAUGGAAGUCAAUGUCACAGGAUGCCAUUCUGUCGGUUUGCGGUCCUGGCGCUAGCCCUCAGUGGCCUUCCCUGCCACCUCUUUGUGCCUCUAACCUUGACCCAUCCCUCGUCAGUAACGACCUUGAACAGCAGCUCCGCCUUCUCACCUUUGAACACCGCAGGGACCAGGGUUUGACGACGGCCUGGGAUGACCAGCUUAGCUACCUCCUUACCCCUGCGUUGUCAGCAUAUGAAAUGGAAAGAGUCACAGGACUGACGGCUGGUAAUGAGGAAUUUCAAGACUCUAUCAAACAGGCCGUGCCGGACGGUCACACGUUCAAAGGUUUCCCAAUACAAUUCUCUCACCGCAACGCACGCAAGGCAUUUGUCACAUGUCUCAAAUCUCCAGUCUGUGAGGAGAUCAUUAAUUGCCGUGGUGAUCACGUUCGGCUGGCUGUGCGAGUGCGGAUCUAUCCCUACCCUGAGUCUGCAUGUGCUACCUGGGUCAUGUUUGCCGCCAAAUACAAGUCGAUACUUUAAUAUGUGUUAAUGAGCUCAAAUCUGUGUCGGACAACAGCGAUAUGAAAAUAUCAGCAAACUAAAGGAAUCAAUGAUGAACUGAUGCCAGGUUUAAUGGUGAAGUCAGUAUCUGUUAGCUGUUAAUCUGUUAGAUUGAGAGAGCGUACCAGAAAGUGAUUUAGGCGUUUGAUGACAACAUUUCAGUGUAAGAGCUCUAACUAGAGAUUAAAUGAAGGCUGUUUUCAAGUAUAGAUUUUGAUUUCAGGAUGUUCAAGUUUCUACCUAUUUUGUUAAGAUGGGAUACAUACACGAACAUAUCUGUCACAACUGCUGUAUCCGGGACAACGGAGAAACACACAUUGAAUACUUGGUCAGUUAUGAGUUCUGGCAAUUUCUAUGCACGUUAUUUUGUGUUACUGAAAUGUUAUUGACCAUGACGAAUGAGAUGUUUUGAGUACAACGUUCUUGUGAAGUGUACAACCUUUGAGCAUUUCAUUUAUGAUGAAUAUUACGAUGAACCAGUGAUGGAAGUGUAAAAUGUUUGGAGUGCUACCUUUAGAUUAGGGCGGUGUAUGGUUGUGUAAGAUAUCCGGGUGCUACAUAUUGAAUUAGGGUGGUGUUUGGUUGUGUAAGCUUAGUGUAACAUAUUGCAAUACGGCAGUGUUUGGUUGUGUAAGGCUUUCGAGUGCUACAUAUUGCAUUAGGGCUGUGUAUGGUUGUGUAAGUUGAGUGCUAUAUAUUACAUUAGGGCGGUGUAUGGUUGUGUAAGAUGAGUGCUAUAUAUUGCAUUAGGGCUGUGUAUGGUUGUGUAAGAUGAGUGCUAUAUAUUACAUUAGGGCGGUGUAUGGUUGUGUAAGAUGAGUGCUACAUAUUGCAUUAGGGCAGUGUAUGGUUGUGUAAGAUGAGUGCUACAUUUUGCAUUAGGGCGGUGUAUGGUUGUGUAAUAUGAGUGCUACAUAUUGCAUUAGGGCGGUGCAUGGUUGUGCAAGAUGAGUGAUAUAUAUUGCAUUAGGGCGGUGUAUGGUUGUGUAGUUAGUUGAUCAUGCAGUAAGUGAUAGUGUUGGUCUGAAUGAUUGUGACAAGAAGCAUCACAAUUUCCAGUAAAUAUGUGAUAUAACUUGUAAAUUAGAAUUUCCUGCAAAUAUGUGAUAUUACAAUGUAACUUGGUACUAUACACUGUAUAAACUCUAUGUAUAUAUUAGGACAGCUACCUAGCUUCUGUUAAUGUUCUGUUUUUAUGUUUUGGAAGUCAACAUUUUUCUACAACUAGUUCCAGUAAAGUUGAUUGUAGUAACAAUCUCCUAUACCUCAGGAGAUAACUAAUCCUUGUUAUACAGCCCUCUCACAAGCGUGUGGGACAUUUCUCUUACCCUGGACAGGUGUAUCCGCACAUUUCCUUGUGUGAGAUAUCCUCGGCUCACCUUAUGGUUGAGACGAAAAGAUUCUUAUAUUCAUAACAACUGUAUGACGUCAUGUCAACGAUGUGUUGUUGUCUCGUCAUCAAUGUGAUGACCCUGCAACUUCAGCAUUUCAGAUAUGACAGGGCCAACACUAGAACAGGGAAAAAGAAGAAGAAUCAAUCGCCCCUUUUGGUAAAAUGAUGGGAAUCUCAACCCUUUGGGGGAAAUUCUUAAGUUGCCCAACACUCUGCAAGCCUCCUGUUUAGCAUCUUCAAAAUCUUCUCCCUCUGGUUGAGAUCCCUUAUCUAAUGCCCAAGGGGUGAAUGGUCGUAUGUGAGACAUCACAAUAAAACUCGGCAUUGUGUGAUUUAGUAACCAGGUGACAUCACGCUAUAGCUUGAAGGCUGGCAAAAACACAAUGAGGGUUGAUUAAAAGUGCCACUAUAUAUUGUCUGGUCAGUUGAUGAUGCUAAUAUAUAUACUGACCUAUGGAUCCGUGAUAGUUAUGUUAAUUAUCCAAAGUUGAACCGAAAGAUAGAGUAAUAAUUCCAUGAUUCCCUCCAUUAGUUAUUUUUUAUUUUUUAAGCCAAGCUUAUUCGUUUUCGUUAAGUAGCAGAUUUAGUCGUUAUUAUAAUAACUGGGUGAGAAAUGGUCCUUGUACUAUUCAAAUCAGUAAUGCAAAGUAUGCAUUUAUUUUUAUAUAAAUUGUUUCACAUUAUGUAUAGUAUUUGGUUGUUUUAAAGAAAACAUCAGAUUAAAUUUUUAUUUCUUUUAUGUUACAGUGCCAGUAAAAUAGAAUAAAUUGUGGUGACACUUAA
This is a messenger RNA of Mizuhopecten yessoensis (Yesso scallop), 4300 nucleotides long. RefSeq names its product centrosomal protein of 76 kDa-like. The transcript has 12 exons. The record is from RefSeq and is a predicted model, not a curated record. The coding region runs from base 118 to 2103 and encodes 661 amino acids. NCBI's taxonomy places the organism in Eukaryota, Metazoa, Mollusca, Bivalvia, Pectinida, Pectinidae.